This is a messenger RNA of Yamadazyma tenuis ATCC 10573, 861 nucleotides long. NCBI's taxonomy places the organism in Eukaryota, Fungi, Ascomycota, Pichiomycetes, Serinales, Debaryomycetaceae. The record is from RefSeq and is a predicted model, not a curated record.
UUUAUCAGAUGACUGUGAGCAUAGAACCUAACACGGACGAUAAGGUUCUCCGAAUAUUUUUCAUUAGACACGGCCAGACGGAUCACAACCUCAAGAAGAUUCUCCAGGGCCACGUCGAUGUCGAUAUCAAUGCCACGGGCGAAGAUCAGGCCGAUAAAGUAGGUCAGAUGCUCAAGAUUGUGAAAUUUGAUCACUUUGUAUCUUCUGAUUUGAUCAGAUGUAUCAAGACCACCAAGGAAAUCAUCAAGUACCAGGACCUUGAUGAUUUCCGUACCACCUACAACUUGAGAGAACGGGAAAUGGGUAAGGUUCAAGGCAUGUACAUCAAAGAUGCUCUCGCGCAGUAUGGUGAUGGGUUUAGAAAUAUGGGUGAAACGUCAGAAAAAUUGCUCGAGAGAGUCAACAAGGAGUUCGACACCAUUUUAAAAGAAGCCAUAAUUAGAGGUAACAAGAACGUUGGGGUUUGUACUCACGGAGGAGUUUUAAUCCAAUUUUUUAAUCACUUAUACAAAGAUAAACACUAUAAAAUGAACACAAAGUUGUUGCCCGAGGACUUGAGGGUCCCCUUCAACACCUCCGUUUCAGUGAUAGACUUAGACAAGGCGACUGGUGAAGGACUUAUCCAGGCAUUUGGUGAUACCACACAUCUAGGUGCUGAUUUGAAGGUUAACAAUCAGUUGUUGCGAUAAGAUUUAAUAUAUUUUUAACUAGAUUCUAACUUCUACGGUGUUAGACCUCGAAAACGAAGCAUAUCUAUGGAACGGAUCAUUUCUCUCUAACUCAUAUUCAGGGUUUUGCACCUUCUUUUGCUGUCUUCUCUUGUAGACUCUUUUAGUCCACUUCCAAGCUUCUGCUCCCAAG